Messenger RNA from Phalaenopsis equestris, 875 nucleotides. Its product is annotated as 50S ribosomal protein L21, chloroplastic. The transcript is spliced from 5 exons. Gene Ontology annotation, molecular function: structural constituent of ribosome; RNA binding. Lineage: Eukaryota; Viridiplantae; Streptophyta; Magnoliopsida; Asparagales; Orchidaceae. The record is from RefSeq and is a predicted model, not a curated record. Gene Ontology annotation, biological process: translation. Bases 53 to 733 code for a protein of 226 amino acids. Gene Ontology annotation, cellular component: ribosome.
GUUCCAUACAAAUCCUGGUUUUGGCACUCCAGUGGGAGUAAUAAGCGAAGCAAUGGCUUUCUCCCUCGGAAGUUUGACGGCCUUCAACACACUCUCCUCCACCGCUCGGAUCCAUAAACCAGCUCUCUACAGAGAACCUCAACAGCGGGCGUCACGUUUCUUCUCCUCGAAUCGCUCCUCCUCUCCCUGCAGUUCGGCUUUCCUUUCUCUCCGCCCACUUUUUUCCCCUUCACCUCUUCGCUCUCCCAGAUGGAACCCAGCGGCAGCGGAGUCGGAGGACGCGCCUCAGGCGGAGUCGCCGGCACCGGAGCCCGUUGAAACUCAGAUAGAGGCUGCUGCUGCCAGUUCUACUCGCAAGGGCGAGGAUGUCUUCGCAGUUGUGAUGAUUGGCUCGAGACAGUACAUUGUCAUCCCUGGAAGGUUUAUCUACACUCAGCGGCUAAAAGGUGCUAAUGUUAAUGAUAAGGUCAUACUAAGCAAAGUUUUAUUGGUUGGAACCCCAAACAAAGCAUAUAUUGGGCAACCUGUAGUAACCAAUGCUGUAGUCCACGCAGUGGUGGAAGAACAAGGACUGGACAAGAAAGUUAUUGUUUUCAAGUAUAAGAAGAAGAAGAAUUACAGAAGGAAUAUAGGUCACCGGCAGCCAAAUACAAGGAUAAGGAUCAUCGGCAUCAGUGGGUAUGAAGCCUACCCCGCUGACACUUUGCCAGAGCCAGAGUCUGUAGCUGCAUAGGUUAGUGCUACAAUGUCUGAUCCUGUUGUUAACUAUGUGAAAUUUCUUUAAAGUGCUGGACAGUAAAUUUUUUCUCGGCUGUUAGAAUGAAGUCUAAUUCAUUUCCUGAGAGUACUUGCCUAGAAAUUUCCUGUUUUUUGUG